This is a messenger RNA of Pyrenophora tritici-repentis Pt-1C-BFP, 1458 nucleotides long. RefSeq lists its product as uncharacterized. NCBI's taxonomy places the organism in Eukaryota, Fungi, Ascomycota, Dothideomycetes, Pleosporales, Pleosporaceae. The record is from RefSeq and is a predicted model, not a curated record.
AUGAAGAACUUCAAGACUUCAGCCCUCAGCCUGUUGGCAUUGGGUUACCAAGCAUCAGCCCAACUCGCCAGCCUAUGUCCUACCAAUGGGGUCUGCUUCAGACUCAACAUUCCCCAAAACACAGCAUCCUCUGGCACUGGAGACAUCUUUUUCCAGAUCACAGCACCGUCCUCCUAUGAAUGGGUUGGAUUGGGCCAGGGUCAAGGCAUGGCCCAAUCCAACAUGUUCCUUGUCUACACUGGAGCAAAUGGAAACAACGUGACCUUGUCGCCACGAACAGCCUCUGGCCAUGUUCCGCCGCAACUGAACAGUGACACCAAGGUGGAACUGCUCGAUGGCUCGGGUGUCUCCAAUGGUGUUAUGACCGCCAACGUCAAGUGCUCGAAUUGCAACAGCUGGAACGGCGGCACCAUGGACUUUACAGCCGGCAACGGCAACUGGUUCUACGCUUACCACAACGCCGAGGGCCCAAAGAAUAGUGACGAUGCCAGCGCUCGGAUUGGGUUCCAUUCAACGCACGCAACCUUCACCUGGGAUUUUGCCAAUGCCAAGGGAGGUUCCAGUGUGAACCCUCUUGUCAACGCGGCGGCGACUACUCCUGCUAGUGGCAACUCUGGCGUAUCAGGAAUCAGCACAACCGACCGGGGCAGCCGAAGGAAGAAGCUCAUCGCCCACGGUGUCCUCGCUUCUCUCGCCUUUGUCAUCUUCUUCCCCUCUGGCGCGAUUGCUAUCCGCCUGGCUUCUUUCCCUGGUGUACUAUGGCUCCACGCUGGCUUCCAAGUCUUUGCCUACGUAGUCUACGUUGCUGGUUUCGCUCUCGGAAUAACCAUUGCCUGCGAAGGAGGCCUUCUUAAGCACCACCACGCUGUCAUUGGUAUCAUCCUCUUCGUUGCCAUCUUCUUUAUGCCAGCGCUUGGUUGGAUUCACCACAUCAUGUUCAAGAAGGUUGGCUCGCGCACAAUCUGGUCGCACGCUCACAUCUGGCUUGGCCGUGCCACCAUCUCCCUUGGUAUCAUCAACGGUGGGCUUGGGCUCAGGCUCGCCAACGGCAGGGGUAACAGCUCCGAGGCCGGCAGGAUUGUAUACGGUGUCGUUGCUGGUUUGAUGGGUGUUGCAUGGAUUGGCGCCAUGGUCCUUGGUGAGAUGAGGCGCAAGAAGGGUGCUGCCGUGACCGACGCACGCUCAAAGUCCAUGGAGGAGAGGAGGGAGAGCGACCGCAGUGAUGAGCACAUUAAUAAUCACUAGAGGGGUAAGGAAGGGGGUGGAGGAUAACAAAAGGAGGAUACACGAUGGGCAUAAUAAAUGCUGAGUUGGGGAAAUGGAAACGAACAAGCAUGUACUUACAUGAUACUGGUCGACUCUGCAUUCCCCUUUUCUUUUGUCAGACUGAUACCAUUUGCUUUCUCGCGAAUACCAUGAUGCGAUUCAAUCUUUAAUCAACAAGUUGCAAUCUUUUAA